UAAGGGAGUUGAAGUCACAGUCACUCACAUGUCAAUAGAAUCUCACACUUCCUCUGGUCAAACUAAAAUAUUACUUCUUUCUCUUUACCAAAAUUCUCUCUUUCUCUGUGCACAUUUUUCGCUUCUUUUUUGCCUGUGAGCUUAGGGUUUUUCUCUCUCCAUCUCUGUAGAAUCCACCUUGAAUGUUUAGCAAUCUGAGCGAAAUCUAGCGGUUCGUAGAGGAAAUUUUUUAAUUAAGUAGAUGCUAGUGAUCUCUGUUUUACGUGAAUUUUAGUGUAUUUCUAGCUCGAUCUUCGUCAGUGUCUGAGGAUUUGAAGAAACCGAUCGGGUUUGGUUCUCCAUUUAGUGAAGUGCAGUGAUGUGUUGAGUAAUGGCACUUAGACUUCCAGCUCCAAAGGCAGCUGAGGUUGCAAUUGGGUCCAUAGGGCAUGGAUAUGAUAUAACAGCUGAUUUAAGGUUGAAAUACUGUAAAGGGGGUGCAAAGGAUUCACAAUUAAUUGAGAUUGAUGAAGGUGGGGGUGGAGAGAUUGUUCUUCCAGGUGGGAUAUCAAUACCAAAUGUGCCUAAGUCAAUAAAGUGCGAUAAAGGGGAGCGGACAAGGUUUAGGUCUGAUGUCCUCUCUUUCCAGCAGAUGUCUGAGCAAUUCAACCAGGAAAUGUCAUUGACUGGAAAAAUUCCCUCUGGUCUGUUCAAUUCCAUGUUCGAAUUCACAGGUUGUUGGCAGAAAGAUGCAGCUAAUACUAAAACCCUUGCUUCUGAUGGAGUAUUCAUUACUCUUUAUACAGUUGCAUUAGAGAAAUCUCAAAUUGUACUUCGUGAUCAUGUUAAAAAGGCUGUUCCAUCAUCAUGGGAACCUGCAGCAUUAGCAAAGUUUAUUGAAAUGUUUGGCACUCAUAUUAUUAUUGGUGUGAAGAUGGGCGGGAAGGAUGUCAUAUAUGUGAAACAGCAGCAUUCAUCUAUUCUUCAACCAGCUGAUCUACAGAAGAGACUAAAAGAGAUGGCUGAUAAGAGGUUUUUAGAUACCAGUGGACAGUAUAGCAUGGCUUCUGAGCAAGUUUACCAGAGUAACAAGUUGGAAAUCAGGGAGCAGCGGCUGAGGUUUGCUGAUACCAGUUCCUCAAGUUCUUAUUCUCACAAGGAGGAUAUCAUGAUAAUUUACAAAAGGAGAGGCGGAAGUGAUAAACUUCUAUCCCAUAGUGACUGGUUACGCACUGUUCAAUUUGAGCCUGAUGUAAUCUCAAUGUCCUUUAUUCCAAUUACCUCUCUAUUGAAUGGAGUCCCAGGGAAUGGAUUCUUGAGCCACGCCGUAAAUCUAUAUCUACGAUAUAAGCCCCCAAUUGAAGAGCUACACCAGUUUUUGGAAUUUCAGCUGCCAAGGCAAUGGGCACCAGUGUUUAGUGAACUUCCCCUUGGGCCACAACGGAAGCAGCACAGUACAGCAUCUUUACAAUUUAGUCUCAUAGGCCCUAAGCUUUUUGUAAACACCAGUCCAGUUGAUGUUGGUAAGAGGCCGGUGACUGGUCUUCGGCUUUAUCUAGAAGGCAAACGAAGCAAUCGCUUGGCCAUUCACUUGCAGCACCUUUCAUCUCUUCCGAAAAUCUUCCAACUCGCAGAUGAUCCACAUGGUAAUUUCCGUCAGGAUUCCUAUGAUCAUAAAUACUAUGAGAAAGUACAAUGGAAGAAUUUCUCUCAUGUCUGUACUGCUCCUGUUGAGUCUGAUGAGGAACUUUCUAUAGUAACUGGAGCCCAAUUGCAAGUUGAGAAUUGUGGAUUUAAAAAUAUUCUCUUCUUACGAUUGCGAUUCUCGACUGUGUCGGGAGCUGCGGCUGUAAAGCAUCCAGAAUGGGAUGGAUCACCUGGGUUGGCACCUAAAUCUGGUCUCAUAUCAACAUUAAUCAGCCAUCGGUUCACAUCAGUGCAGAAGCCACCUCCAAGACCAGCUGAUGUGAAUAUAAAUUCAGCUGUGUACCCUGGGGGCCCCCCAGUGCCCGUUCAAGUCCCCAAGCUUCUUAAGUUUGUUGACACAACAGAGAUGACGAGAGGGCCCCAGGAAACUCCUGGCUAUUGGGUUGUUUCUGGGGCUAGACUAGUUGUUGAGAAAGGUAGGAUUUCUCUCCGGGUUAAGUAUUCCUUGUUGACUGCUGUAUUACCUGAUGAAGAUUUGGAACCAGAACACUAGCAGAAUUCAUCAUCCCAACCCCACCCAAUUGAACAAAGGUGAAAAGUACAGAAGUUGCAAAGGGGGAAGAACGGCAAAAGUUAUUGGCACUAAGGUUGCAAAUGCAGGAAGGUGCAAAAUGGAAAUAAUGAUUGAUUGGGAAGCAGUUGGCAAAUUGUUGUUGUAAUUUGUUCUCAUCACUGAUUUUUCCCCUGUAAUGUAAUUUUGCUUCCAUUGUAGAUUCCCCAUUUUGGUGCCUUCAAUCUUAUAACAAGGUAUUUUACAUCCUCA
Molecule: messenger RNA, 2449 nt
Organism: Hevea brasiliensis (rubber tree)
Lineage: Eukaryota; Viridiplantae; Streptophyta; Magnoliopsida; Malpighiales; Euphorbiaceae
Product: MACPF domain-containing protein At4g24290
Exons: 8
Coding region: 371-2179 (602 amino acids)
Biological process (GO): regulation of salicylic acid mediated signaling pathway; plant-type hypersensitive response
Cellular component (GO): plasma membrane
Source: RefSeq, a predicted model, not a curated record